UGUGUGUGUGUGUGUGUGUGUUUAAGCAGCAGGAAUGCCAUUCCGUCUCCCUCUUCAGAGGCAGGCCCUGGGGAUGGACUCUGCUUCUUCCCUUGGCAAAGGCGACAAUAAUGGCUAGCACGGCAGCAGUGCUCACCUGGGCUCUGGCCCUCUUCUCAGCGCUUCCAGGCACCCAGGCCGGGAAAGGCUUCUGGGACUACUUCAGCCAGAGCAGCCGGGACAAAGGCAGGGAGGAGCAGAGCCAGCAGCAGAAGCUGGCAUGGGAGUCCGCGAGCCUGAAAGGCAACCUUGAGCAAGAUCUCAGCAACCUGAACACGUUCCUGAAAAAGCUGGAGCCUCUGAGUGCACAGGUGCAGGAGUCCCCUCGGCUGCCACUCGAUCCGGAAGGCGUUCGGCAGCAGCUGCAAGAAGAGUUGGAGGAGGUGAAGGCACGCCUGGAGCCCUAUAUGGCGGAGGUGCACGAGCUGGUGGGCUCAAACUUAGAGGGGCUGCGGCGGCAGCUGAAGCCCUAUACGCUGGAGCUCAUGGAACAGGUGGCUCUGCACGCUCAAGAGCUGCAGGAGCAGUUGCGUGUGGUGGGAGAGGACGCCAAGGCCCAGCUGCUGGAGGGUGUGGACGGCCUAUGGCGGGGACUACAGGGCCAUGUGGUGCACCACACCGGCCGUGUCAAAGCCCUCUUCCACCCUUAUGCCGAACGCUUGCUGAGCGGCAUUGGGCGCCACGUGCAGGAGCUGCACCGCAGUGUAGCCCCCCAUGCCGCCGCCAGCCCCGCGCGCCUCAGCCGCUGUGUACAGGCUCUCUCGCACAAGCUCACGCUCAAGGCCAAGGCCUUGCACGCACGCAUUCAGCAGAACCUGGACCAGCUGCGCGAUGAACUCAGCGCCUUUGUGGGUGCGGAAGGGGCCGAGGAGGGGCCCGGACCAGACCCCCAGCUUCUCUCUGAGGAGGUGCGCCAGCGACUGCAGGCUUUCCGUCAGGACACUUUCCUGCAGAUCGCUGAUUUCACUCAGGCCAUCGACCAGGAGACGGAGGAAGUUCAGCAGCAGCUGGCGCCGCCCCCUCCAGGCCACAGUGCUUUCGCCCCUGAGUUGCGACAGAUGGACAAUGGCAAGGCCCUGAGCAAGCUACAGGCACGUCUGGAUGACCUGUGGGAAGACAUUACCCACAGCCUCCAAGAUCAAGGCCACGGUCACUUGGGAGCGCCCUGAGGGUCUUGCUUCUGCAGACCCAUUCAUCAACUCAGUCUGGAGAGCUGAGGAUCUGAGCCUCCGUUAGGACACAGCCCCUGGGCGGAGGGUGGAGGGUUCUGUGGGAUAGUUGAGGCCACUAAAGGGGAUGCUGGUAUCUGGUCCUCUACAACGCCUCCGUGUGGAUGCAUUACACUCAGGUGUUGCAAAGCCAGCUUCCCGUGAUCAUUUAGGAAUCCUUAAGAGUGGCUCCUUUCCGGACUGGAGGGUGUGGGGAGGGGCCUGGGUGCAGCACAGGUCGUUUUCCGUAAGUCUGUCAGGUGCUUGAAUCCUGUGCCACCACUAGGGGCGCAUCCUGCAAUCAAGCUCAAAGCCCACUGUGGCCACCUGGUGGCCAGUGACGUCGCUGGUCCUAUGUCUUACUGGAGCUCUUACUGGGGCAGCCUUGGGGCGGCUUUUUGG
Molecule: messenger RNA, 1649 nt
Organism: Ochotona princeps (American pika)
Lineage: Eukaryota; Metazoa; Chordata; Mammalia; Lagomorpha; Ochotonidae
Gene: APOA5
Product: apolipoprotein A5
Exons: 4
Coding region: 111-1208 (365 amino acids)
Biological process (GO): reverse cholesterol transport; cholesterol homeostasis; positive regulation of lipid biosynthetic process
Cellular component (GO): high-density lipoprotein particle; blood microparticle; extracellular region
Molecular function (GO): phosphatidylcholine-sterol O-acyltransferase activator activity; cholesterol binding; phospholipid binding
Source: RefSeq, a predicted model, not a curated record